AUGUCAUCUCGCGCUCCAGAGCAAGCGAGGGUUGCUCGCUAUCCCUCGCUUCAGGAACAGGUAAUUACAGACAUGACCACCUUGCAGCGCCUGGAUUGCCCAGUAACUAGUCUCCAAAAUAUCAACAUAUUUGUCAAAUCCCCAAAACGCCAUGCGCAACAAGCUUUUGACCAGCUGAGGUUUAUCCAGGUCGCGGCCGCUUCUGACGAAACGUGGAUGGCUGACUCUGGCCUCCUUGACGUUCCAAAAUCUAGCCUCAUGGCCGCAUUUAAUGGCGCCCUCGGAGUUACCCACAACUUUCAAUCUCGACAAAAAUACGAGAGGACGAAAUCCUUUUAA
Molecule: messenger RNA, 339 nt
Organism: Nannizzia gypsea CBS 118893
Lineage: Eukaryota; Fungi; Ascomycota; Eurotiomycetes; Onygenales; Arthrodermataceae
Exons: 2
Coding region: 1-339 (112 amino acids)
Source: RefSeq, a predicted model, not a curated record